Molecule: messenger RNA, 636 nt
Organism: Nerophis lumbriciformis (worm pipefish)
Lineage: Eukaryota; Metazoa; Chordata; Actinopteri; Syngnathiformes; Syngnathidae
Source: RefSeq, a predicted model, not a curated record
AUGUCGAAGCAGACGGUCGGAAAAACUUUGCUACGGAACGUAAUCCGCCACACAGAUGCCCACAACAAGAUCCAGGAGGAGUCUGAGAUGUGGAAGUUGCGAGGAUGGGAGGUCCAAAUGUCCAACCACAGUCAUGUGAGCGCUACCAGGACAAUCAGGGGCCAAAUGCACUGCGAUCGAUUGCCGUAUGAGUCCCGGGUGUCCUCGGAACAUGACGACCGAGAGGCUCGAUACUGGACGAAGAAACUGUAUGAGUUUGAGGACAACGAUCCGGACAGAUGGGGACACAGUGGCUUCAAGGAGCUGUACCCUGAGGAGUUUGAAAGUGAAAGCAGCACCGGAAAGAAAGAGGGCCACAGAAGGAAAGUGUCCAAGUCGAAACACUCCAAAAAGAAGAAAAAAAAGAAGAAGAAAAAAGAGGAGGAAGCAAAACGGAAAAAAGUUCAUAGCAGCCAUGAAGGUAACAGGACAAAAAGUCACCAUAAAGGCAAGAAAAAGGACAGGAAAAACGAGGACAGACGGGGACGCAAAAGGAAAAACGACGACUCUCACAAGCACUCGGACUCCUCAAAGAAAAGCAGGAGAGACUGGAGAGCAGCUGAUGAAGAGAGUACAGAUGAAAGUUCAGAAGAGUGA